This is a messenger RNA of Triplophysa rosa, 1484 nucleotides long. Its product is annotated as ribonuclease inhibitor-like. The transcript has 6 exons. Gene Ontology annotation, molecular function: protein binding. Bases 1 to 864 code for a protein of 287 amino acids. The record is from RefSeq and is a predicted model, not a curated record. Lineage: Eukaryota; Metazoa; Chordata; Actinopteri; Cypriniformes; Nemacheilidae.
AUGCCGUUGAAUUCUUGUCGUAUCACAGCAGAAGGUUGUGCUGCUCUCACAGCAGCUUUAAAUGAGAAUCCAUCACAUGUGAAAGAGCUGAAUCUGAGUGGAAAUACACUGGGAGACUCAGGAAUCAAGAACAUCUCUCAUCUGAUGAAGAAUUCAUUGUGUACACUGCUGAGUAACAUCUGUGUUACAGCAGAAGGUUGUGCUGCUCUGGCUUCAGCUUUUAGAUCAAAUCCUUCACAUCUAAGAGAGCUGGAUCUGAGUGAAAACAAACUGGAAGAUUCAGGAGUAAAGGAAAUCUCCACUCUCCUAAGAAAUUCAUAUUGCAGACUGGAGAAUCUGAGAUUGUCGGAGUGCAGUAUAACAGGAAGAGGAUACAGAUGUCUGUCUGAAGCUGUGAGAUCAAACCCUUCACAUCUGAUCUCACUGGAUCUCACUGGAAAUGAUCCUGGACCAUCAGGAGUCAAACUCAUCCAUCAGUUAAUACAAGAUACAAACUGUGCACUGAACACUGUGAGAUUCUUGAAGAGUCGUGAUGCAGAAGCAGCUUGUGUUUCUCUGACUGAAGUUCUGGGUGAGAAUCCAUUACUGCUGAAAGAACUGAAUCUGAGUGACAAUAAACUGAGAGAUCUGGACGGAGAGAAACUCUCGGCUCUAUUGAUGGACUCUCAUAGUAAAGUGGAGAAAAUCAGAUUGAAUAACUGUGAGCUGACAGAGAAACAGUGUUCAGCUGUAGCUGCUGUUCUGUCCUGUAAAACCCUGGUGAGAGAGAUGAAUCUGAACAACAGUCGUCUGCUGGAUUCAGGACUCAAACACAUCUGUGACAAACUGAAGAAUCCUCAGUGUCAACUCCACAUACUCAAGUGAGCUCAUCUAUCACAUCAUCAUACACAUUCGACAGAACACAACAAUCAUGACAAUAUUAAACACUGUGACAUCUGUUCACCUGCAGUGGUAAUGUACAAAUAAAAUAUUGCCAAUGUAAGUUUGCUGUAGAUUAUCCAUCAUCUCAUUCACUAAAUUUGUGUGUUCAUGUGUUUGUGUGUUUUCACACUGAUAUCAUUUUUUAAACACAAUGAAAAUUUGAAUGUAGAAUGCUCUAAAUGUAGGAUGAGAUUCAGAACCAAGUAAAAUCCAAAGAAAACGUCAUUAGUGACUCACAAGACAACGCUUGUGUACAGUUGUUGAUGAAUUAGGUCCAAUAAGUGGUCAAUCAUUCAAUACAAGAAAUUCAAUUCAAUUUUAUUUAUAUUGAGCUUUUCACAAUGUUCCAAGGCAGCUUUACAGGAGCAAAUAAAAAUAAAAACAGAAAAACACAGAAAAGGUAAAACACAGUACAGUGCAUGGUGUUUGUAGAACAAGCGAUGUUAAGAGAAUUUACCGAACCUUUAAACUAAUCUAAUAAUCUAAUAUCAGCGCUCUCCCGGUGAGCACGCCAACACGGCCCUGUGGCGAGGAACCCAAACUCCAAUGAGAAAUAAAUGGAG